Molecule: messenger RNA, 1388 nt
Organism: Vitrella brassicaformis
Lineage: Eukaryota; Vitrellaceae
Source: the annotation of a GenBank genome assembly
GCGUGGAUGAUAUCGAUCCGAGUACAGGCAUACACGACGAAUGAAACAGACAAUACAUAACGUUGAGGUAGGUGCAUGGGAUUCUCAUGAUCCACCACACCCACCCACACACCCGUCCGCCGCUCCACACAUCCAUCCAUCCGUAAAGAAAGAAAGAAAGAAAGAAAGAUGGAUGGAUGCAUGUGUGUGUGUGCGCACAUGUCUGUCUCUAUCGUGUGUCUGUCGACCAGGGUGCGCUGUCUCAGUCGGACACGGCCGUGUUGACCGAGCAGUCGCAGAAGCUCAAUGCCACACUGGCCAACACCGAGAGGCGCAUCAAGGCCGACCCAGGACACCUCGAAGAUGACGAAAUCAUCACAUACGCCUCGGUACCCACGCCAGCCCACACCUACCUGUGUCUCAUCUCGUCUCGUGCGGUUUGGGCAUCCACGUAUCUCAUCUUUCUCGUGUGUUGGUGCCUGUGUGUCUCGGCAGGCUGCGUUGAGCUUCAAUGCGAUUUCCAAGGCCAUCGGCAGCGGCGGAUUCAACAAGAGGCCUGUCGAUGAAUCGGCCGUCGUCCGUGCGAGCCAGGAAGGCCACGACGACAUCGUGGUCAUGGUGUGGCCGCAGGAAGCAGUCAAGCUAAGGUAAUCAAGUGGGCAGAAUCACACACACACAUGCAAGAGAGAGAGGGUCCAUGUGCUGUGUGUGUGUGUGUCUCUGCCAUGACUGGCUGCAGUAGUCUGGUCCGAGCCGCUCGUGCUGGCCAGGUGUAUGAGCUCUCGUACCAUUCUGAGAUCACGCACCGGACCCACCGCAUCUUCCUGACAGACAAGGAUGUGAACAACACGAGAGGAGUAGCCAACGACCAACAGGUGCGUACGUGAGUAUAUGCGUGAAAUCGUGUCUCCAUCAUCUCGUUGUGUGAUUCAGGGUCCGCUUCGCCGUGUUGGCCAGCAGGCGGAGAAGCUCGGCGCUUCACUGGCGCAGACCGAACUCGCCAUCCACAAAGAUGAGAACCAUCUCACAAACAACGAUACCAAGAAAAGCGAGUACGCCAAGGUGAGAGCGGAUUCGAAUCGGGAAGACACCCAUGCGCUAACACACGCAUAUCUGGGUUAGUUUGCAGGCGGCGUUCGAAUUGCAUUCGUUGUUUGUCGCUCUCGGCAUUGACAAGGACUUCAAGCUGACGAGAGUGACCGGCAGCACCGUCAUGGCGGCGGUGCGAGGCGACACACAACACAACGAUAUUGUGGUCUUCACCUGGCCGCAGGCCGCCAUUGCAUGACCCAGACAGACGGCCCACUUCCGUGUCGGUGUCGGUUAGUGAUAGAAUUGAUGCUGGCUUCCGGCCAUGUGGAUGUAUAUAGGCGUAAGACCUAAUCACAUACGUGAGACAGACAUGUUGG